UUAACCGGAUCCUCCUCUUCUUCCUCCUCCUCCCCCAUUAAUUCCAAUCAAUCCGUUUCACUACGACCAAAGCCACCAUGGGCGGCUGCCACCGCCACGAUGGCUGCUACGAAAACCUCCGCCACAAUUUGUACUCCAUCCUCUGCUGCGGCUACCACGACGAUGAUUACUGUUGCGACUCCUGCGAGAAGCGCCACCGCAGGCUGAUCAUCGCGGCGAGGAUCGUCAUUGGCAUUCUUUUCCUGGUCAGCCUCACUAUCCUCAUCGUCUGGCUGGUGCUGCGCCCCACCAAACCCACCUUCUACCUCCGCGACGCCACCGUCUCCCAGUUCAACCUCUCCCUCCCCGACAACCUCCUCAACGCCGUCGUGCAGGUCACCGUCGCAUCCCAUAACUCUAACGGCCGGAUCGGCGUCUACUACGACCGCCUCGACGUCUCCGCCACCUACCAGGACCAGCAAAUUACGGCGGCUUCCGCUAUCCUGCCCUUCUACCAAGGCCACGAAGACAUCAACGUCUGGUCACCGUGCCUCUCCGGUACCUCAGUGCCUGUGGCUCCGUACCUCUGCAGAGCCCUGCAGCAGGACGAGGCCGCCGGCAUCCUCCUGCUCUACUUGAAGAUGGACGGCUCCAUUCGAUGGAAGGUCGGAUCCUGGACCUCCGGCCACUACUGCCUCGAGGUCUCCUGCCCUGCCUUCUUCUCCUUCACCAGCUCCUCCGCCGGCGUCCCCGUUCUCCAGUCCCUCCACGGCACUUCUUGCAGCACAAGUGUUUGAUGGGUGAAUUAAUGCCAAUCCCGAUGCAAUUUAAUAUCGUUAAUGAAAAUUAGAUUAAAACGUAAAAAAAAAAAGAGUAAGUUUCUGUCGUGAGAAAGCAAUGGUAGAGAGAUUUUAAAAAAUAAACUUGUAUCUUAUUUGAGGAUUCUUCGAGAAUACCAUUUAUAAAAGAUUAUAGUUCACGAUCAAUUGAUAGAGUCAAUUAACAUAUUAAUAAAAGCUCAGUCAAUUAACAUAAA
Molecule: messenger RNA, 1015 nt
Organism: Zingiber officinale
Lineage: Eukaryota; Viridiplantae; Streptophyta; Magnoliopsida; Zingiberales; Zingiberaceae
Product: NDR1/HIN1-like protein 1
Exons: 2
Coding region: 78-776 (232 amino acids)
Biological process (GO): defense response to other organism
Source: RefSeq, a predicted model, not a curated record